Aspergillus steynii IBT 23096 is the source of this 1277-nucleotide messenger RNA. RefSeq names its product D-2-hydroxyacid dehydrogenase family protein. The record is from RefSeq and is a predicted model, not a curated record. NCBI's taxonomy places the organism in Eukaryota, Fungi, Ascomycota, Eurotiomycetes, Eurotiales, Aspergillaceae. The annotation marks the transcript as partial. Gene Ontology annotation, molecular function: NAD binding; oxidoreductase activity, acting on the CH-OH group of donors, NAD or NADP as acceptor. The transcript has a single exon.
GACCACCAAUUACAUAUCCAACAACCCCGAAGCAUCCUCAAUCCACCAAAAUGAAACUCGCCAUCCUCGACGACUACCAAUCCAUCUCCCGGGCGUCCUUCGAGCCCCUCCGCCCCCGCCUCACCACAAUAUCCUACUACCCAGACACGCUCAACCCAGCCGACCCAUCACAACAAGACGAACUGAUCGCACGUCUCGAGCCCUACGACAUCAUCAUGACCAUGCGCGAACGCACCCCAUUCGCAGCAUCCACGCUCUCGCGCCUCCCAAACCUCAAGCUCCUCCUCACGACCGGCGCCCGCAACCUCGCCCUCGACGCCGAGUUCGCCGCCUCCCGCGGCGUCGCGGUCGCGGGGACCCUUGCGCGCCCCAUUGGCGUGCACUCUACCGUGCAGCAUACCUGGGCGCUGGUCCUGGCGCUGGCGAGGGGUGUUGCGCGCGACGACGCGGCGGUGAAGCGCGGGGAGUGGCAGGGAAAUGAGUUGGGGAUUUCGCUGGCGGGAAAGACGCUGGGGGUGCUUGGGUUGGGGAAGUUGGGGACGGGGGUGGUGAAGAUUGCGAAGUUGGCGUUUGGGAUGGAUGUUAUUGCUUGGUCGACGAAUUUGACGCAGGAGAGGGCGGAUGAGGUGGCUAGGGAGGAGGGGUUGGAGGGGGGAAGUAUCAAGGUGGCGGGGAGUAAGAGGGAGUUCUUUGAGACGGCGGAUGUGGUGAGUGUGCAUAGUGUUUUGUCGGAGAGGAGUCGCGGGAUUGUUGGGCCGGAGGAGCUGAAGGCGAUGAAGAAGACUGCGCUGUUGGUGAAUACGUCGAGGGGGCCGUUGGUGGAUCAGGAUGCGUUGUUGGAGACGCUGAAUCGUGGUGGGAUUCGCGGGGUGGCGCUGGAUGUGUUUGAGACGGAGCCCUUGCCGAAGGAUAGUCCGUGGAGGACUACAAGAUGGGGAGAGGAUGGUAGAUCUCAGGUUUUAUUGACACCGCAUACUGGGUAUCUGGAUGAGCAGAUUCAUGGCUGGUACAAGGAAGCGGCGGAAAACCUGGAGAAGUGGUUAGACGGGAAGGAGCUGAGUGUUAGACUGAAUUAGACCGAAUGAGUCAGGUAGUCUACAUAUCAAAUGUUAGGGGAAAACCAAUACAAUAAGGACUGCAUUGCAUGGGAGCGAGAACCGAGCCGACGAUCUUCGAGCCAAGCAUGCGUGAUCCACCAACGGCCACGAACUCCGAUUGUCAUACCUCGGAGUUACACAAAGAGCUGGACCUAGCAUGACAAGACACGUUAUCUGGUG